Messenger RNA from Gasterosteus aculeatus aculeatus (three-spined stickleback), 4758 nucleotides. It is a transcript of the gene cbarpa, whose product is annotated as CACN subunit beta associated regulatory protein a. Gene Ontology annotation, biological process: negative regulation of voltage-gated calcium channel activity; negative regulation of calcium ion-dependent exocytosis. Gene Ontology annotation, molecular function: transmembrane transporter binding. Gene Ontology annotation, cellular component: plasma membrane; secretory granule. Lineage: Eukaryota; Metazoa; Chordata; Actinopteri; Perciformes; Gasterosteidae. The record is from RefSeq and is a predicted model, not a curated record.
CAUCACGAGCCACCAUCACCGUCAGCGCCGGUCACGUGGUGAGUGGGGAGCGGGCGGUGGGUGUGUCCAAUCGCGUGUGGUUUCAUUCAUAACUACAAUCCCCCUUUGAAGCCCAAAUGUAAAGUAUGCAGACGGGGCGAGCUGCCCGUGGACCGCCGCUUCAAACGGAGUCCGCGGCCGGGUGAGAGUGUCCCGCGCGCACCGGGACCAGCCGACGGACCCACCGGGCGCAUACUCUCCCUCUCUGCCGCUGUAAUGUGCAACUAUUUCCUCGUGCGGGAUGUUUGACAGGUGACAACAGCCGGCUCCAGGCUGAGUGCUGAGAUGCGGGACGGACCCGAUCGGCGGCUUUUCGGAGGAGAAGGGAAGAUGCUGCUGCUUCUGAGGCUGCUGAGGCUGCCGAUGCCGCGGAGCGCCGCCGGCUGCAGCGGGUCGCUGUAGUCAGUCUGCUUCAACACCGCCUGCAUAGACCGGUUCACACACGCCGACCUGGACCAUGAGCAAUGAGUCGCCUGUUCUCACCAGUCUGUCUGAGAACUCCACCGAUGUGCCUGUGGCGGCGGGCCAGGUGGAGAACUAUGUGCUGCUGUUGGUGCUGCUGAGUGUUUUCGCCGGGGGGACGCUGGUCCUGCUCUCCCUGCUGCUGCUCUUCUGUCACCGCUGCUGCACGGGUGGACGCCGCUACUCCAGAGCGAGCGAUGACCCCGAGAAGACAAACACCACUUAUGUUGAGGAUUCUCAGCCCACCCAAGAGAUCAUCAUUCAUCUGGAUGAAUCAGACGCUCUCUCAGCCGGCAGCUAUCACGACGGAGAGUCAGAGCGCUUCGUCUCCACUGGGUCUACCGGCCGCAGAGUCUCCUUUAACGAAUCGGCACUGUAUGAACAGGAGAAGACGACUCAGGACAAAGGACGCAGGUACACUCUGACUGAGGGAGACUUUCACCACCUGAAAAAGGCCCGUCUGACCCACCUCGCUUUGCCCCCGGCCCCUUGUGACCUGAAAAUCCUCACCAUCAUGGAGUGUGACUCAACGGAGAGCAGCACCCUCAACAUCAAUGACACGGCCGCUCCCAAACUGCCCCUCACUAUCUACCAGGCCACUGAGAGAAGAGUCCCCGACUGGGUGGGUCUGAGCCUCAGCAGGGGUCUGCCCGGAGACCAGCACCACUCCGCCAUCCUGGACCAGAGCCACGGACAGGCUUCAUCCGCCGUCAACGCCCAGCAGCCGUGGUCCCAGACAGUGAGUUUCACUCACUGCGUAUUACAGAUGGAGGCUAUUGGAGACACAGGGGAGGCUCAGAGCGAAAGGGGGCCGAGAGGAGAGUCGACUCAAGCGCCGGGCCAGACUUCAGUUCUACACUUCUUCACCAAACUGCGCCGUCAUGCUAGUCUGGAGGGGGCGGGGCCUUACUUCAGGAGGUGGAAGUUUGACAGCAGUCAUCGGGCCGCCAGCCUUGAUGCCAAAGGAUCCCCCAAGAGAAGGCCCUUCCAGAGACAGAGAGCGGCAAGUGAAACCACUGAUCACACCGACAACGACUCUUUGUCCCUCCAAGAUGAGGUCAUUGAGUCGUUCCUACAGUCCCCCGUCCCGACCAGUGGCCUCCAGUCGCUCUCUGCAGAGUCUCUUUCUCAGCCAGACACGGCACUCGCAUCCUCAUUCUUCCUCAGCAGGUUAAGACCAGAGGCCAUGGGCGAGUUCAAUGGUAGCAGCGGCGCCAGAGGAGAAGAUACAAACGACUGUUGCGCCCAGAGGAAAGAGGAGGCUACAGCCAAUGGGACUCAGGUAGAAGAAGAAGAAGCAGUGUUUGGUGCAGGGAGCGGAAUGGAAGCAGUGGAAGCCGAGCUAGAAUCGGUGGAAGAUGACGACUUGUUUGUCGUGCAACAAGGAGCUGCUGUACAGGAAAGGUUCGAAGACAAGAUAACGAAUGUGAGGAAAACCAAUGAGACGGAUGAAGGAGAUGAGCUGGCGUUCGGGGCUGAGGACAGGCUCAGGGCCGGCUCGGGCUCGUCGUAUUCCUUCACGAAUCGCCAGGAGAGCUCAGAGGCUCCUCACUCCCUGUACAGAGACAUUUGGAGCUUGCGGGCGUCCCUGGAGCAAUACGCCUCCUCGGACCAGAGCAGCACGGAUCGGGAGUCCAUCCGCAGCGAUGGCGACAGCGGCUCAUCCCACGGCGGCGCAGGAGCUCGCUCUGGCCUGGACAGCUGCUUGUCCCAAGACCUGGACGAUGAGCCUGAAGGGGAAGGCGAGGGAGAGGGAGGAACCAGAGGGGCGUCGGGUGGGGACAGUGAGGUGGGAAGUGGAGGUGGGGGAGAGGGCGAGGCAGGGAACCGCAAACUCCUCCAGAUGGACAGCGGCUACACCUCCAUUGAAGCGCCAUCCAGACCUCCGGACGAAAUGCGGCUUUUUGGGACUCCUGGAGCUCCAAGAGGGAAGACGGCGUCUGAGAGAAGGUUGUUCUUCACCAGCUCCGGGAGGAAAGGUUCAGUGUGCGAGAGCACCGAGGCCCGGCUGUUACAGGAGGAGCUUCAAGACGAGAUGUCACACGGCGCUGAGGAGAAACUAAAGAACAGAUCUCAAACUGCAGGCCAGUCUCCUGCCCUCCAAGAACCGCAUCAGCUUCUGAAGACCCUUCAACCUCAGAAACCUCCACAGUCCCAAUCUCAGUUGAUGUCUAGCCCAAUCCCGCAUGCCUCUUCUCCUCACAAACCUCGCCUCCGCCGCCGCGACUACAGCAUCGACGAGAAGACAGACGCCCUUUUCAACGAGUUCCUCCGGCACGAUCCACGGUUCGACCAGCAGGAUCCGCCGCUGCGCACCAGGCAUCGAUCCAGAGUUCACCUCCGAAAACAGUGGCAGCGACACAAGCAGUACAGCGACCCGGGGUCAGGUGCUGGGGGCAGGUACUCCCCGUCUUUGGAGAGGCAGAGGUUCACGCCGCUGAGGAGGGGCGACAGUGCCGGGUACCCUCUGGACACAAGGUACCACAGCACCCUCUCGCGCAUCGCCAGCGCCGCCGACGAGGAGGCCUGCGAGGUCGCGCCCGGGGAGGAACCCGCCAAAGAGAGAUCAGACGGCACAGAUCCGUCAGGUGGAGCCGAAAAGAGCGCAGAGGCCACCGUCGAGGGUGACGGCCGCCAGGUCUCCACAAGGUCUUUGAGCAGCGCACGCGGGAGCCACGCGGAUCCCACGGUCACCAACAGAAACAACAACAGCAGUCGGGCUGUUUGGUCGGAGCGCAGCCUGGCGGAUAAGAUGGCCGUGUCGGUCGAAGAGAGGCUCUACAGCGGCCUGCGUGGCGCCGAGCAGCUCGGCCAGGGAGGAGCGGAGCGGGCGCUCACCGUGUCGCACGCGGCCUCACCCGGCUUCAGCCCGAUGUGACCCGUGGAUCUCUUCUCCCAGCGGCUUCAUUUCACAUCCAUUAUGUAUAGACGACAGACUUGAAUUAGGAUCCAUAGCGGUACAAUCAUUACCGUGUGUUAGAUACUUGUGUCCCUUACAUUUAGAAUGUGAUUCACACAGAUGUCCUGAAGGACAGAACAGUGUCUCCCGGUAUUUCCAUUCACACCUUGAUUUCCACUGGGCCCCUUUUUAUUGGUGACCGUUCUGAAAAUCAAAUGCAUUUAUUACACAGCUUGGAAAAUAUACCCAUCUUUAGAAAAAAUGAAUACUUUCAGAAUUAAAUGUGAAUUUUCAGCAUGCUACUGUAUGUCCAAACAAUGUGUAUGUGAAUACUUAACCGUUUUGACUUUAAAACAAAAAGCACUUUGAUGGGAAAAAGAAAACGAUGGAGUUUCUGUCACCAAUCCUCCUCAAGUGUCCUUCUCCUCUCAAUCACCACAAGGGUAAAUGUCUUUGGGAAAGCUUGAGGUUCAUGUAUUUGGCGAAAAGAAUACGGACCACAUAAAUGAGAAAAAACUAACUGAUCUCAGCCCACACAUUUACAUCAUAUGAGCAGAUUAAAGACCCGGAGGUAAAAGCAGACGUCCUAACUAAACUAUUGCGCAACAUGGAUUUUUAUACUCAUAUUUCAUCUAUUUUUUUUUCAUAGGAGUUUUAGUAAAUAUUUGUCCUCAUUACUCCUUACACUUCAGGAGGGGGAAUCCAGGAGCUUCCGUGGGUUCCAGCGAAGUGUUUCAUCAGUGCACUGACUGUGUUGAGCGGGAGACUGACAGAGGAGCCUCGCAGGCUUUUAGACAGAUGGUCCCGUGACAGAGACGAGGCUGUGAAAGGGGAGGUUGAAACUAAAUAGCAUUGGCGAUGGACAAGCUCAUUUAAUAUUACUAAAUAAAAAAAAUACCUCUGGUGAUAUUUUUCUGAUUGUCAACAAAUCCUUUGAGAAUUGUAAGCGAAUAACAUUGAUUCCCAUUUAAAGUUUUCUAACAUCCACAGUGCACAGCUGUUUUGGCGUGUCAUUUACUAUAAAAUACAUUUGUCAACGUUUCUUAAUCAUCUCCCAUAGGAUCUGGUUAAGUCAGAAAGUAUUAAGAGAAAAAAACAGCACCAUAUUGGUUUAUUUGCUGCCAUUGGGCUAAGACAAGAUGAAGAACUGACAGCUUUCAAAAUAAUACCUUGCAGGUAUCCUGUGGAUUCAAGUUAAACAGGCUGUACAGAUUUAUUCCGUAUCUCUGUGCGGCUUUAAGAUGAUCCGUUAAGCAGUGAUGUGUGAUGUCACCGUGGAUACUUUUGACGGCAGGUAGCGUGGCCCAUAUUCAUACUCGACCCGAAGAUUUAUGAAUAAAGACAUGAAUAAGAACCAA